Molecule: messenger RNA, 4027 nt
Organism: Oryzias latipes (Japanese medaka)
Lineage: Eukaryota; Metazoa; Chordata; Actinopteri; Beloniformes; Adrianichthyidae
Gene: frmpd2
Product: FERM and PDZ domain containing 2
Cellular component (GO): cytoskeleton
Molecular function (GO): protein binding
Source: RefSeq, a predicted model, not a curated record
GUCCUGUCUGUAGUGGAUUGGCCCUUUGCUGCCCCAUCUGCCUCCAGCUUGCCCUGCAAAUCCAAUUAUGUUCUUAUUGUAAGUCCCCCCCCAGCUAAAAAUAGUAGAAAAUGCCAGAAAAUGCAUAGGAGCAGGGCCUGAGGUGUGAGCGCGGAGGAAGGGAUGUAACAGAGCUGAUUGGGUCCUUGGUGGGCGGCAUGAUUGAUCAGCCACAGAGGUGACGGCGCCUGAUGAGCUGUCAGGAUGGACAGCGGUGAGGUAACGGGGAGGGAGCGGUGGGAGGAACGGCAGCGGGGGACGCGUAAGAGGAGGAAGGAUUAGAGUUCAGUGUGCCGGAUGUUUGAGGGAACUUAAGAAGCAUCUCCUCGGAGAGCGGACGACACAAGCAGGAUGGGCACAUUUGUGACCCUGGCAGAGGUGUUGGAGGCUCGGGGCUCACCGCUCGAGGAGGAUGAAGUCUGGUGUCUGCUGCUCGCCACCACAGAAGCCUUACUGGACAUCCCCAAAAAAGGUCCAGGCAACAUAUGCAGCGUGCUGAGCCCCGGCUCAGUGCUGCUGUCAGCAAACGGGAGUCUGGCCUUCAAGAGCUGUGCUCGAUACGAAGACGUGGCGUCCUUCACAGCUCCCGAGCUCCAGCAGAGUCACUCUGCACCCAGCAGAGCUGCAGCUGAAAAGAUGGUUGUGUACUCACUGGGGAUGACUCUAUAUUGGUGCGUUGACUAUCAUCUACCUCAAAACCAGCCGGUUCAGAUGAGUCCUGAACUGGAGAGCUUGCUACUGAGCAUGUGCGAGGAUGUGGCGGUGAGGAGGGCGGAUCUGCUGACGCUUUUGGAGACGUGUGAGCUUCACCACAAGACCUCCAUGCUGCCUCCAGCCGAACGCCUCAUCAAACAGCUGGUUGACGACGUCUGCAGAAACUCGGUUGAUCUUGUUUCCAUGGCUGAGAAUGGAUCUCCGCUGACUGACCGCAGCCAAGUGGUCAGGGACAGACUACACAGAAGUUCUUUUAGCAACUCAACAUGGUCACUGAAGCAGAAAAUUCCCAGAACGUACUCAGGAGUCUGCUAUCCGUCUGAAACCUCCGGGAUUCCCUCCGGAGGCCGGAUCAGGGAGAGCUACACUAGCUGGCAUCAUCUGAACCGCAGCCCCUGUAGUCCCUACAUAGACGGGAAUCGAGCCAGUAACUCAAGAUCUCUGACGCAGUUUGACUCCACAACCAGCUUGAACGACAAGAAACUGAAGGACGUUGGCCCAGAGUUUACUAGAGUGUUGGAUGAGCCAACGGCUGUUCUGGAGCUACCGGCAUCCAUUCUGUCGAAGAAAGGAAAAAGUCUGAGUACCCUCAGAGAGCUCAGUGUGGUGAUGCCAAACGGACAGACCAUCAUGGUCAAGUGUGAAAUGAAAUCCAGAGGAGGGGAUGUCUUUGACAUGAUUGUGGCUCACUCAAACCUGGUGGAACAUUUCUACUUUGGCCUUGCUUACAUUGACGAUAAUGAGUUUUUCUUUGUAGAAAACGAUACUAAGAUUUGCAAAGUUGCUCCAGACGGCUGGAAAAAAGUGCCAACAACCACCUUCGUCCUUUUCUUCAGGAUCAAGUUCUUUGUCAAUGACAUCUCUCUUCUUUUGCACAAACAAACCCGUCACCAGUAUUACCUUCAGUUUAGAAGAGACCUUCUGGAAGACAGACUGUCCUGCCACGAGGAGACGGCUCUGUACCUGGGGGGUCUAGCUCUACAGACAGAGUAUGGAGACUGCAUGCCUGAGGCGGUUGGUAGAAACUACUUCCGGCCUGAUCAGUAUGUCUCCAAGAGCGUGAUGGAGAAACGUGCCUUACCCUACGUUCAGGCGGAGCUAAUGCGACAUCACGCCAACAACGCUCAGAUGCUCGCAGACGAAUCGGAGCUCGAGUUCCUGAAGGUGUGCCAGCAGUUACCGGAGUACGGGGUCUUCUUCCACCGAGUGAUGCGCGACAAAAAGCCUUCAGACAGUGAGAUCAUCCUCGGCGUUUGUGCCAAAGGCGUCAUCGUCUACGAGGUCAAAGAUGGCUGCAGGUUCACAGCUCAGAAUUUCUUCUGGAGGGAGACGACAACCAUCUCCUCUAAUAAGCGUAAGUUUGUCAUCGAGUGCCGAGGCAGCAAGAAGAAGUACACCUUCGUCACGGACAGGUCAAAGAUCGCCCAGUACCUUUGCAAUCUCUGUUCAUGUCAGCACAAGUUCAACAACGAAAUGAACUCUCGCCAGCUGAGCCACAGUCUUGUCUCAGAGGACAACAUCGUGCAGUACGCGGCGGCGUGCCGGGCUCAGAGCAGCCAGCUCAAGUCCAUUUCCUGUUCAGAGACGCCGCAGGAUACCAGCGGUCAGACCACGCCCCGGGAAGAGUCUUUGACCAAGCUGUGCGAUGACAUCACGGCCAGGAUCGAAGCGCGUGUGAAGCAGCACAGUCAGCGCAGCAGCGUGCUUUCACCUGCCUGUUCCCAGAGGAGCGGAUCAGAACCUCAGUCUGGAUCGCCUGCAGCCAGAGAAACUCCCACCCAACUGUGCAAUGCCUCAGAGAGAGAGGUCAUCUGUGUUACCUUAAAGAAAGAUCCAAAGCUGGGCCUGGGAAUAGUAAUAGUUGGCGAGGACACAGUGGGGCGCUACGACCUGGGCAUCUUCAUUGCCUCCAUUGUACCGGGCGGACCUGCGGAUAAGGAUGGGCGCAUUAAAGCAGGCGGUCGCCUCAUCUCACUGGACCACGUCAGCCUGGAGGGCGCCACCUUCAACGAGGCGGCAGAGGUCAUGCAGAACAGCCCUGAGGAGGUGCAGCUCAUCAUCUCGCAGCCUAAAGUACCAGUCGGUCCCAACUGCACGCGCUCUCCGGUGACGGGAAAAUGCGACUCUCAAUCCCUGACGGACGGACGCUCAGCAAACGACAGUUUGGAGGAGUUUGUGUCGGCCAUGAUGACGCCAAAGACCGGCCACAGGCUGCACGUUCCUCAAGAGGCCCGAGUCCAGAGCUCACUGGACAGCUGCUCCCUGUCUGCAUCUCUGAACUCCAUGAGGCCGGAGGAGAUCGCCGUGCAGCUCAAGAAGAUAUCAGGCAAUCUGGGCAUCAGCAUCUCUGGUGGGGUCAACCCCUCCCUUCCUCAUGGAGGAAUCUACAUCAAGAGUCUGGUUCCAGGAGGCGCCGCUGAGAGGGACGGACGCUUACAUCCAGGUGACAGACUUCUGGAUGUGGACGGCGUCAACUUCAGCGGAUUCACCUACCAGCAAGCGGUGGAGAGUUUGAGUCGAACAGACGAGAAUGUCUGCAUGGUUGUGGAGCGAGAGUCGGCCAACCUGCCCAGAGUCUCUGUGAGCGCCGAGUCCAGCAGCAUCAUGUCCAACCAGAGCCUGAGUCCAGCUCGCCAGCAUCCCCGCCUCAACAGCAGCUCCACCAUCAGCAACUCGCCGAGCUCCACAAGUGAGCGCGCCAAAGACUACAGCUUUGUCACCGAUGAAAACACCCAGGAGGUGACCCUGACCAAGAGCGCCAACAGCCUGGGGUUCAGCUUCCUCAUGUGCGAGCUGGACCCCCCCACCCGGGACUUCAGCAGCAUGGUCCGGAUCAAGCAGCUGUUUCCCGGCCAGCCAGCGGAGCGGAGCGGCCGGAUCCAGGAGGGGGACGUCCUGUUGGCCGUCAACGGCCAGCCCCUGAAGGGGCUCUCCUACCCGAAGGUCCUAAAGCUUUUUAAGACCUCCCCGCCUGAAGUUCAGCUGAAGCUCUGCCGACCCCCACCAGGGAUCCUCCCCUCCGUGGAUCAGUUCAGCGGACAGGAUUGACGUCUGCAAACAGCAGAGGAACGCAGAGAACCGGCAGCGGGAUUUCUGCUGGAGCUGGAAGCAGCGGCAGAAUCCCGGUGGGGGCAGUUGGACUCGGCAGGAAGCUCAGCGAAGAUCAGGAAGUGGAACGGGUUUAGAAAAAAGGACAAUUUUGUUGACCAAUAAGAGGAGAGAACAGAGACGCAGGAGGCCGAAUGUGACGUUGAUGAGCAAACAAUCAUUACAG